CUGUCAGGUUGGAGCUCCAGAAACAUAAGAGCUCCAUUACCUGCACUGAAUCGACAGCCUUUACCGGGGAAAGUAAGGGCGUGCUCCGAAGCCCAGUUCUGAACCCCAACGCGACGACUCAUUAGCAGGGACUGACUUGGCGGCUGCCCCGUGCAAAAGAAAGCUGCAGGUCGCGUGUGACACAAGCCACCCUCGUGAGGGCUUCGGAGCUCCACUGGCGCUGCCGACACCUUACUUCCUGGUUUGCAAACUCAGGACCAGACCCAUUUCGGCGGAGGGAUCCAGUUUUCUUCUUUAGCCUCCUCCCCUUUUUUUGCUUCUGCUUCUCUCUCUCUCUCUCUACCCCCCCUUCCCGGUUCUGCACGAAAAUAAUUUGACAGCGUUUUGCUGACACUGGGAUUUUGCAGCAGAGAUCAAGGGGGGGCAGAGCCCCCUUAGCGAGAGGCGUGCACAGAAUUUCAUGCACAAGGUCUCCAGAGCACACUAAGUGUAUUAUUAUGUUCACUCAAGCCUUUUUUAUGAAGAUACAAAACACCCCACUCCUCAAAGUGGAAUGACUGUCUCUAAAGAAUUUAUUUCUGUAGCGCAAGGGAACCAGCAGAAAAAUUAAGUAACUUCAUAACGUUCAAUUUUGCACGCUCAGUACAUCUCAGGGAUUACUGUUCUUGGCUUUAUUUUAAAUGGUUUUUGAUCAGAAGACUGGUGCUGAAAAUGGGGGAUCAGCAGAUGUACAAAGCAAACCAUGUCAUUAACAACACUGAAAGUUUGUAUUACCAGCACCUAAAUUCUCUUGCACCUUUAAACCACAGCUAUGGAGUGUCAGCCAUGGAUGCGUCUCAGGAUUCUCCCCUCUCCCCCUCAUUUCCCCAUGAUACAAGAGAAAACAUGGCUUUGAAUGUGGGGCCCAAAACACUCGGGUUGAUGGAUUCUCCAAGGCCAACGAGUUGGGCCCAUUUGGGUUCUGGCAACCACAUCCCAGUAAGGACCAAUCAGAAUGUGAUGUGGAGUUCAGCAGGGCAAGGGGAGCCCACUGAUGGGUACGACCAUCUGUGUUCUCAGGCCAAUGAGGCGAGGUCGCAGAAAAUCACCAGUGGAGUUUUGCAUAAAUUAGAUUCCUUCACCCAAGUCUUUGCCAACCAGAACCUGAGAAUCCAAGUCAACAAUGUGUCCCAAAUUGUACAGGCUGAGCCAUUGGGGAUGGAGAAUGCCAAUGACAGUGCACUUCGGCAGCUGUUGUCUCAGAAGCCUGCUGCUGAGCAACAGCCUGUGCAGAGAUAUCAGCAGGUGCCACAGCAAGUCCACCCAGGUUUUGCAAGUACACAGCAGAAGCAGCAUAUGCACCUCAUGCAGCAGCAACAACCACUGUAUUAUGACAACCAGCAACACUUAGCUCACAUGCCAGUGCACCCUGCAGUGCACCAAGGACAGGCCCAUUUGCCGCAGCUGCACUCUCAGCAGCUGCUACCACCGCAGCAGCUACAGCAGGAUCAAUACUAUCUGCAGCAACAGCCCCACCAAGGGCAGCACAGGCUUCUAAUACAUGAGAUGCAGCAGCAACAACAACAGCGACAGUGCCCAGUGCAAACGGCUCAGUAUUUUCCAAUACAGUCUAUGAUGCAACAGUUACAGCAUCAACAACAGCAGCAGAUGCAAAUGCAACUUCCUCCCUAUCACAGAGAUCCUGAACCAAAGACUCUGCACGAGGCUCACCAGUACUCUCAAGACCGGGGUUCUUCUGUGCAGCUUAUACAGCUGGGAACUGUACCUCAGUACUUCUAUCAAGAUCAGCAACAGCCAUUCAGACACUUGUAUCCACAAAGUUUAUUGCAGCAGCAGCAGACUACAGAAGACACAAGCCAGCAGAAUCAUUACCAGAAUGAAAACAAGUCUCAGGCCUUGGUGGAGUCACAUCUUGGGCUUCCCAGGGCAGAGAGGACAGAGAGUCCAGCAGACCAGGACGUGAAUUCUAUUGGUGUCUCUCAACAAUCUCUCAUACCUCCAGUGAGCACCCACAUGAAUAGCAAAAGAGCCCAGCAGUUGUCUCCCAAUGCAGCAUGGACUCAGCAGAUCCAGCUAUCUGAGAGCACACUUGAAUCAGUGUCACCUGAACAAAGUAACACUGGCCACAAUCAAGAAACAUAUGCAGAGAAAUCUGAAACAAAGAGUAAACUAAUGUGCACUGUGUGCUUGAAGGAGUUUAAGAGUUUACCAGCCCUAAAUGGCCACAUGAGGUCUCAUGGAGGGGUACGGGCAUCUCCCAUCUUCAAACAGGAGGAAGGAGAGAACCCAUCAGAGCAGCCGCCGCCGCAGCCGCCCUCCGAGGUGGAUAGCCUUGUACCCAUCGUCAUGCCUGUUUCUGUCCCAGUAAAGCUCCUGUCUCCUGAUCCCAGCUGGCAGGCCACUGACAGCAGUGCCACAGUCAAAGAUAAGCCUGUCUCAGAUGAUGAGAUGCCUGUUCUUGUGAGGAUGACUUACUCGCCACCACGUUCCCCUAAAGCAGCCAGCCCAUGCCCGUCUUCUGAUCCCAGUAGGAAAAAUCACCAAAACAUUACCAACUCUGAAGAGACCUUCAAACCUUCACAAGACAAGAGAAAAUACCGCCAUAGACCUGAGCCACUCUUCAUCCCACCUCCUUCCUUCAACUUCAGUGUCAUGCAUUCAGGCGCUACCCUGUAUCAAAGCCAGCUUCGCUCUCCUCGCAUCCUGGGUGACCAUCUUGAUAGGACUCAUGAACUCCUGCCUUACACCCCCCCUCCUAUGCUCAGCCCAGUACGUCAAGGAUCUGGUCUCUUCAGCAGUGUUAUCACCUCCUCUCAUGGGGCAUCCCACCCCCAGCUACCACUCACUCCUCUGACACCCACUCCCCGUGUACUUCUCUGCCGAUCUAAUAGUGUUGAUGGAAGCAAUGUCCCUGUGACACCAGGGCCUGGAGAACAGACCAUUGAUGUAGAACCCCGUAUCAACAUUGGAUCAAGAUUCCAGGCUGAUAUCCCUGAACUUAAAGACAUAACUUCAGUGGGGAAGGAGGAUCACAAAGCAACUUUAGUGUGGAAACCAUGGCCAGAACUGGAACAUGACGCUUUCCAACAAAGGGUGAAUGAACUCUUAAAUAUGUGUUGUUCAAGUGUGUUACCUGGUGGAGGAACCAACAUGGAAUAUGGUUUACAUUCUCUUUUUGAGGCUAAAGGAGACAUUAUGGUUACCCUGGAGAUGCUUUUGUUGCUGAAACCAGUGAGAGCAAAAUCUCAUCCCCUGGCAAACUAUCACUAUGCUGGUUCUGACAAGUGGACCCCCCUUGAAAGAAAAAUGUUUAAUAAAGCCCUGUCCAUGUUCAGCAAGGACUUCAUUUUGGUACAGAAAAUGGUGAAGUCUAAGACUGUGGCACAAUGUGUGGAGUACUAUUAUACUUGGAAGAAAAUAAUGCAUUUGGGAAGGAAGCACAGAACACGCCAAGUGGAAAUAAAAGAGGAAUGCCUGACGAGUGGAGAAGAAGAGGACUUAGAAGAUGAAGAGCAAGUGGAGGAAGACAGAAAAUCUAUUAAAGAAGAGGAAAUCGAAAAUCAGAAUUCUCCUGACCCACCACCUAUUGCUCUUGGUGCACCCAUUAACCUGCCAUCCCUGCAGAGCCUCACAAUUCCUGUGGUUUCUUUUACCUGUGAAAUGCCAGACUGCGGAGCUAUGUUCAGCUCUAGACAAGCCCUGAAUGGCCAUGCUCGCAUUCACGGUGGUACAAACCCUGUGGUGAAAACUCGCUGUGGAGGUCCUGGCACAAGGCAGAAACCAAAUUCCCAGAAUGAGUACUGCUCUGUCAAAAACUCUCCAGCUCACAGCACAACAAGUGGCGAGACAGAUCCUCCUACAGUUUUCCCUUGUAAAGAAUGUGGAAAGAUGUUUUUCAAAAUCAAAAGUCGCAAUGCCCACAUGAAAACACACCGUCAACAGGAAGAACAACAAAGACAGAAAGCUCAGAAGGCUGCCGUUGCAGCUGAAAUGGCAGCUACUAUUGCAAGGACUACAGGGUCAGCUGAGCGCGCCUUGAUUCCAGUGGAUCACUUGGACUUGAUAAAGCAAGUUGAACAGGUGGAUGAGCUUGACAGUGAUGUUGUUCAGGAACUGGGAGAGGUAAUUGACAGUACUGAAGGGAUAGAUCCUGAUCUCUUACUAGAUGAAGAAGACCCUGAAUUACUUCAAGAUGAUGUUGAGCUGUAGAAGAAAUGAGCUGGUCUGUAAAAGUACAGAUGCUCAUUGAAGUUAGUUCCUCCAUCAGGAGGACUAAGUAUUGACUUCUCUCUUAUUUUAAACUAUUUGAAUAGUUGAGUGCUUUUUUUUAUCCAGGAACGGAACACGUUUGAGUGGUGUUCUUAUUUGGGUGGGGAUAGAAUUUGGUUCAGCUUUGGAAGAUGGAAAAUAAUUCAUUUUGUUCUCCUUUUCAGCAGUGUUUAGUCCUAAUACCUUGAUAACCAAAAGUACAAAAAAUGUUUAUGUUCCUGUCCUGUCUCCUUUCUGACUUUUUUCCCAUGAAAAGCUCCAAAUUGCUUUUAACUCUUCAGCUUUUCUCUUGUUCUCCUGUGCACCAUGUCCCACAGGAUACCUAAGGAGAAAUUUUAAAUUGUGUUUCAUGUUGUGCCUUUUUUUCUGAUCCAAAAACAUCUACAACAAUUCAUAUGUCAAGUGACAAAUAAUGGACCUUUAACCACUUUUGCCAUAACUACAAAACUGACACGGAAUUGACUUGGUGGCAUCUUGAUAAAACAUUGCACAGAACUGAUGUAACUCCAAUUGCCUUUCUGGCUAAAGAAGCUGUCUGGGGCAGUUGAGGCUGAUAUUACCCCUAGCACAGAAAACUGUGUGCCAAAUGAAUGUUUUCAAGGCAUCGUCAUAUUUGCUGUAACCAGGUGUAGGAUUUGAUUCUAAAUUUCCUCCUGGAGAUCUGGACUGACUUAGUGGGCUAUUACACUUGCUAUGCUUGGAUGUGAAAGAGAAGUGAUCAUCAAUGGGAGGAGGGGAACAUGAAAACAGCUAGAUUAAUCUAAUGUUUUACUAAAUUUUAAUACUUUAUGUGGCAGCUUGUUUGCAAAGGUUUCUUUUUAUAUUAUGCAUUUCAGAACUUUACUUUUAAUAGGGUUCAGAAGGGACAGUGUAGAUUAAUUCUGAGUCUGAAGAAAAAUGGCUGUUUGACCUUCACUUUAGAGGAACUGCUGGAAUAAAUCUUACACAAAAACAUACUGAGGAAUACUGGAUAAGAUGUAUGUUAGUGAUUUAGAAUGCACUAAAAUACCAUUCAUAAACUGCAUUGUUAGAAAAGUUGCCCUUCAGCAUUGAGGGAAAGAUACUUUUAUGCUGACAGCAAUGCAGAAGUGUUCUCCCAAGGACAGUGCAUGUCUUCUCACAGAGAAAAGGAAGGUGGGAGGAGGAUGUCUACCAUUAGGUAAAACAAUAACCAAUGGGAUUUUGUGCUACAUUUCUCAGUUUGUACUUUGCAGUACACAGAAACUGGUAAGUGUCUGAUUAGAAAAGUGUCAAAGUACUUUGUUAUAGCAGCUUCUUCAUGUGUGGAGGUGGGGGGGGUGCUGCAGUGUGCUCUUUUAUGUAAAUUAGGACACAUACUAUAUACAAAACAGAGUGACUUCUGUACCCGCAGAGUUCUACUUGAGCAUUGGAAAGUUUCAGAUCAUGGCCAAAGAACUCUAAAAGCUGCCAUUUAUAAAAGUGUGCAUGUGUUUUAAGUGGUUUGUAAGGUUAAGUUUGAUUAUACUAACAGCAAGUUUUUCUUCCUAAAGAUACUAUAUAUUGGGCCCAUAGACCUGAUCUUGGGAAGCUGGAAACACAAUUGAAUUUGAGAAACUGUAGGGAGUCAGGGGGAGGAGUCUUUCAUAUCUCCUUAUGUGACCUUCUCUAAAUAGAAUGCAACAUAACAAAUGUUCAUCAUGUUUCAUAUCCAGUAAUAAUGCUGAAAUUCAGUUUUCUGAAAUUUUUUCACUAUUUGCUAUUUCUUCAUUUUUAUUGCUAUUUCUAACAGUUUGUAAGUUUGCAAAUUAAGUCAAAAAUUAUUGUGAUUUUGAUCCUUUACUUCCCUGGUUCUGCCCUAUGUUGUUAAAUGAUGUUAAAGAAUCACAAACUGAGAUCUAGGACAUUUUCAUGAAAGAUAAACAUUUUGCACCCACCAUAUCCCAAAUGAAUGAAGGGAAAAUAAAAGUUCCCUUUCUUCCUG
Molecule: messenger RNA, 6211 nt
Organism: Heteronotia binoei (common prickly gecko)
Lineage: Eukaryota; Metazoa; Chordata; Lepidosauria; Squamata; Gekkonidae
Gene: TRERF1
Product: transcriptional regulating factor 1
Exons: 15
Coding region: 712-4209 (1165 amino acids)
Biological process (GO): regulation of transcription by RNA polymerase II; negative regulation of DNA-templated transcription
Cellular component (GO): histone deacetylase complex; transcription regulator complex
Molecular function (GO): transcription corepressor activity
Source: RefSeq, a predicted model, not a curated record